This is a messenger RNA of Synchiropus splendidus (mandarinfish), 1984 nucleotides long. Its product is annotated as zinc finger CCHC domain-containing protein 7-like. Gene Ontology annotation, molecular function: zinc ion binding; nucleic acid binding. Bases 431 to 1783 code for a protein of 450 amino acids. The record is from RefSeq and is a predicted model, not a curated record. The transcript is spliced from 8 exons. Lineage: Eukaryota; Metazoa; Chordata; Actinopteri; Syngnathiformes; Callionymidae.
UAAACGAGGAAGAGCCUAGACGAAGCGUUGUCAACAAGCUUGGUAGAAGAGCGGUCGUUAUCUUUUUGAAAACGAAUAUUUUCGAAUAUUUCCUUUAAAAAUGUACCGUCGAUGUACUCGUCAAAGCAUAAAAUAAUCGUGAGAGAAACCCGAACUCAAAUUGGCUGUGUUCAUUUCAGCAAUAAAGCAUUUGCUAAGUUAGCAUAGCAUAUACAUUCGAAAGAUGAGCCACGAUUGGAGCUACUAUGCUUUAAAAAUAUUUAUUUUGAGUCAUAGUGUUAUGCAGCAACCUAGGAGAUGAUGUCGACAUUCACGUUUAUUAUGUUCGAUAUAUGGUGCACAUCUGAAAUUGCUCACCGGCGUGUGCUCGCAGUUCAGUUAGUCGUCGCUGGGUUUCGCUGUUGGCCACGAUUAAAGCUGUAGCUGGAGAAUGUCCUCUGCCGGCAGAGACGAGCGCUUCUUCAUUGAAGCCCCUAGCGAUUCAGACGACGACGAGGAGGCCAGGUCGAUUUCAAGGAUGGAUGGUAGAGUCAAGGAAGAAGCUGCUCACCACGGGGAUGGAGGCUCAUCUCCCAUCAUUCUGGCUUUCUCUGAACACCGAAGCAGCAUGAUCCAGAGUUGCUCAGACUCGAUGGAGGAGGAGGACUGUGAGCAGUCUAUUGAAGAUUGGAUGAUCCUGGGACAAGGGGAGGAGGAGGGAGAUUCCUGCAUCCAAUUAAACAUCAGUUACCGGAACAGCAGCGAAGAAGACUCGGACAAUGAAGGUUUGAGUGAAGAUCCAUGGGUCGUUUCAGAGAUGGACAAGAACCCCAGUGGUCAGCAUCUGCGUGGCCGCUAUUUCAUGCCUGAUCACUUAUCGACGCUUUGCAGCCGACCUAAGACAAGUUACCUCACCAGAACACUCCAGAUUAAGAAAAGCCCCACAUGUGUCCUCUGUGGACUCCAAGGGCAUUUUCAAAGGACCUGCCCCAGUCGUCCCUGUCUCAGCUGUGGGCUGCCGGCUCACGGCCUCAAGGCUUGUGAUUCUCCCCCAGUUUGGCACCAGUAUUGCCAGCGCUGUGGGAUGACGGGGCACCUCGCAGAUGUUUGUCCUGACACAUGGAGACAAUACCACUUGACCGUCCGACCCGAGGUUCCACUCAGACCAGUGGCAGGUGACGCCCGUCGGCACAGUAAAAGACAGUGUUACAACUGUUCUGAACGUGGACAUUAUGGCCAUGAGUGCUCCAAGAGGAGAAUGAUGAGUGGUACGUUUCCCACUGUCCCUUACGUCUGUCUCUACGACACGCUGGAGGACGUCCUCUUGCGUCUCUCCAGGAUGCACAAAAGGCAAAAAGAACUUUCAAACUCUGGAAAGUCUUCAGACCAUUUGUCGGAUGAGACGGGGCAAAGUGAGGAGGACAACUUGGGGCGGAGCCGAAGGAGCAAACGUACCUGGAGCAGUCAAAGGAAGACCUGGCCUGACAGACGCAGAGAGAGACAGGAAGUGAAGAGGCUGCGGAGGGAGGCUCAGGCCCGUCGUCAAGGUGGACUCUUGCUCAGAGCUCAGAUGUAUCCCAACGAAGACGACUUCACCUCAUGCAGUUUCAAAACCAAAGAACAGGAGGCUAAAUCUCCGAAGAGGAAGGAAGAUGGAGGAGACAAGAACAGACGGAGAAGCGGAGAACGCUGGGCCAAAUCAAGAAGGAUCAAACGUGGUGAUUUGUACUCAUGCAGUAACCAUGAGAUCAACGGUAGAAACCUCGUCUCCCUGAAGCAAAGAGUUCGCCACCGCAGGAGAUAAACCUGGUUUUUGGCUGUGAUCGCAAGGAACAUUCUCCAUGUCCCAAUUCAUUUAUUGUCUGUCUCCUAAGUCGAUUUGGGCAGCACAUUUCAGUUUAGUUUCUUAUUUGAGUGAAUUUUUUAUGAGGUGGAUGAAGCACUAAAACACGGACCUCUCGUCGCCGUUCAUAUUUGUUUUCAUAAUAUGAUGCAAGUAGUGGAA